Molecule: messenger RNA, 303 nt
Organism: Striga asiatica
Lineage: Eukaryota; Viridiplantae; Streptophyta; Magnoliopsida; Lamiales; Orobanchaceae
Source: the annotation of a GenBank genome assembly
AUGGAGGUUACUCACAAUUGGAGUGAUGAACAAUGGGUCAAGUUGCUGAAAAACUGCUACGACGCAAUUCCUGCAAAUGGGAAAGUGAUUUUGGUGGAAUUAGUUCUGCCAGAGGGACCAGAUUAUGCUGGAGUUGCCACCCAAAAUGCUUUGAGUAAGGACUUGAUGAUGAUGUGCUUCACCCAAGGAGGCAAAGAAAGGACAGAAACAGAAUUUGAGAAGUUGGCUAUGGAUGCUGGAUUCAAUGACUUCAAAAAAGCGGCUUGUGCUUACAAUUAUUGGAUCAUGGAACUUAGGAAAUGA